Sphaeroforma arctica JP610 is the source of this 3063-nucleotide messenger RNA. RefSeq lists its product as hypothetical. The transcript is spliced from 2 exons. Gene Ontology annotation, molecular function: transmembrane transporter activity. Gene Ontology annotation, biological process: transmembrane transport. The coding region runs from base 15 to 1394 and encodes 459 amino acids. The record is from RefSeq and is a predicted model, not a curated record. NCBI's taxonomy places the organism in Eukaryota, Ichthyosporea, Ichthyophonida.
UUUCAGGGUUCGGAAUGUCGCUGUUCAUGCUCUCAAGGACAGCCUUUGUGACCUCGACAGUCGAUGACGAUCAUAGAGGCCGGAUCAUGUCUAUCCUUGGGUUUAUCCGUCGACUUAUGGCCCUCUUUGCACCCAUUGUUGCUGGGUUUAUCGCGCAUUACACCAUGUCGUCCAACGUGUUCUUUCUGCAGAUAAUUCUGUGUGUUGUGUACGGGCUCUGGGCGUUCUAUUACAUACCCGUGGGCGUGGGCAAGAACGCUACCCUGCACCGUAGGGGAAGCACUGGGAGUGUCGACGCGGAUUCGGCGCUGGGCCUAGGCGAGUACAGUUCGAUACUGGAGGAUGGGGACGCCAUUAUCGGCGGCGACGGACACGAGGCUGCGAUCAGUCACGCGCUCAUUACCAACGACGGGCAGAUACACACCAAUGAGACGUUCUAUAGCGGUGCCGGGGAGAAGCGCGAUUGGUGCGGUCAGUGUGAGUGCGUGGCCAAAUUGUUCGGACCGGUAAUCCGUCAGGUGAGAAAAUACGCGAUCACGGUGGGGCUGUACUGGAAGCAUCUGCUCCUGGUCGGCACCUACUGCCAGGUCAUGAACACGGUACGGCAAUCCCGGGUGUUACUCAUACCUCUGCAGGCCACUGGUAUGGGACUGUCGGACUUGACGGUGUCCGUGAUAGUGGGUAUUGGGUGGGGCAUGGACGCGCUGUUUGCGCCUGUGUCGGGGUACAUGAUGGAUCGCCACGGCAGGCUGUUCUGUGGGUGUCUGACGGGGCUGGUCAUGGCGGCGUCUUUCUUCAUACUCGCGGGGGUGAGUAUUAUGUACCCUCCCAUGGAAGGUGCAAGCCUUGCGGCUGAGCUCGAAGGUACCGCACCACUCAGCGCAGGUAUGUCGAACUCGACUACGAGUGGCACCGACGAGACACUGACUGCGGGCAGCCACACAUCCACUGAGGCGGUUGCGGCUAUUCUGAUUGCAUCUAUGGCCAUGGGGAUCUCUAACGGUGCGAGCGGGGGUCUUAUCCUCACACUGUCGAGUGAUAUCGCGCAACUACAUCCGAGACGCAGGGGAGAGUUUCUGGCACUGUUUAUGGUCAUUGUUGAUACUGGUUUUAUCUUCGGCCCGUAUGUCGCCGGUGCCAUUGCCAACGCCGUCGGAAUCGCGUGGUCUAGCGCUGCUGUGGGGGUCCUGUCCAUCGCCAGCUCACUCUGGAUGCUGCUACUGAUACCUGAGACAAAGGGUAUGGGAGCGCGCUACCGGCAGUUCCUGGAAGACCGCGCCAACGAGGCAGACCUGAUGCGGGACACGCCUGUGGGCACCGAGUACGAUGAACCGGAGAACACCAAGACAGAGGAGAGUGGGCCGAGGUCGCUGCAGGGUGGUCCGAAUUCAUGACACACAACUGGUAGCGUUGCCUAGAGGGGGUAGGGUACGGCGGUGUUUGAUACUUGGUUGAUAGAAUCUGGAGAAGGUGGGGUCGCCAGAGAAUACGCCUGCGGAUAUGGGCGGGAAUCCUGAGAUUCGCAUCGCUCGCUUUCGUGGAUAGUGCAGUCAAUCAGUACUUUCUUCGUCUUUGAGGCUCACGGGGUCUGCAAAUGGGUCUUUUUGUCCGGCACACAUCGGUGAAGUCUUCCAGCAUAGCAGUGCCAGAGCGCACUCGCAUGGGGCACGAACAAGCAGUUGUUUGUGCAAAAUAUUAGCAUAUAUUAGUUCGAACUUAUAGAGGUGGUGUCAGCAUACUAUUGUGAUCGUCUGGGUCAUAACGUCUGCAUGCGGUGAUGAUCAUCCCGCACACACUGGAUACGACCUUGUCACAUACAGUGCCAGAGAGCACUUUCAUGAUCGUCAUCGAAUGAGAUGUACAAAGCUCGUCGAUAUAACCUGUCAUAGUUCAAGUCAGUACAAUACAACUAGAGAUGGGACGCAUGCUAAUUUAAUCUUAGGGCUGGUGGGCCGUCAGCCGGUUGCUGCUGUUUGUUAUACUCAAUCAGCUGUGUGUGGAUACAUUGGGCACAUGCUAGUCUGUACGUGCGACAAGUGUGAUAUUAUUUCAGGGGCUUUUAGACUGAUGAGGGCCGCUUUUAAUGACGAGAUUGCCGCAAAUUCAUUGGCAUGUGUUGGUCUGUGUCAGAGAUGAUGUACUAUUUCACAUGUUGUAUGCGCUCGCGUGUCUUACGAUGAAAGUAUACCAAAAACCUUUGAAUUAAGGGGAGGUCUAGAAGUGCCAACGUAGGGUGUCAGUGAACACUCGCGUGAGACAAACACUCCAUCUCUAGUUUUCCGUGCAAACACGCAGCGUACGCAGACGGGAAGUGAUGGGCACCACACUGCACUUGGGGCCGGGAGAAAUGCAUAGGACUGCAUUCACCCUGAUGCGGUCGACGAAUUGUUGGUAGGACACUGGCUUCAUGUUUACAGAGUCGGCUGCUACAAGCGCGCGUGUGUGUAUAUGGCAAUGCAGGCGCAUUCACUGGAAUAUUUACAUAAGUUUGAUAGUUGGGUAGUGACCACGUGUCCGCAAUAGCGAGAGCUAUCGUGUGAGGAAUCUAUUGACAUACAUAUACGCGCAACGGUCGUAUACGGACACUUUUUAGAGUACUUAGCAAUGAAAAAUGGACGCUCAUGUCUUACCGUUGCCAUUGGCUACCUUUCCCAUGCUGUAGCGCUGAUUACAUCGCAGAAUGAGUUGUCUGUGGAGUCACUGAUCUAUGAGAACCGUUUAGCCUCUUAGCCUGUUGACGUCCUUGAUAUUCCACUCUACUGUCAAAAGUGCAGGCUUGAGAAAACUUGUGUUUUUUUUCGAAUAAACGCCAACACCACUGUAGUAGGUUUAUCCUAUCAUCAAGUCCUCAACAAUACUACCAUGUAUAACACCCUGGAUACAUAGGAGAGAGAUGACCUACAACGACUGGUAGUAAACUGAGACCGCUUAAGCGCACACCGUGAGUCUGUACACGCACGAUUUGUCAUCCAUAGUAUAUGCCUUACAAUUGAUCCUGACCAUUAGAGAAUGUGCUACCAGAGCGCGGUUGCCUAAACGUCAGAGUACAUCGUAGUAGAUGCC